Molecule: messenger RNA, 1989 nt
Organism: Saccostrea echinata
Lineage: Eukaryota; Metazoa; Mollusca; Bivalvia; Ostreida; Ostreidae
Exons: 1
Coding region: 1-1989 (662 amino acids)
Source: RefSeq, a predicted model, not a curated record
AUGACCGCCACUGGCAAAAUCAAGCAUAAAAAGAUCAGCUGCAUCCCCCAGAAUCAUGAGAAGUACAUUUCAUUUUCGCUAGGGAAACUAGACUUCGUAGACACAUUUCAAUUUUUGUCAACUUCCCUUGACAAACUCUCUGCCAAUCUCGGAAAAGAAGGCAUCCAUAAGUUUCCUCAUGUACGAGCUUACGUUGCCUCCUCUCAUCCUGGAAAUGAGCAAUCAAAACUCCAGUUGCUCAGUAGAAAAGGAGUUUAUCCGUAUCGAUACAUGAACUCCUUUAAAAGAUUUCAGGAGUCGACACUCCCACCCCAACGGGCUUUCUACAAUGAUCUAGACGGAAAGACCGUGUCUGAUAAAGACUAUGUACAUGCACAGUGGGUGUGGGACGUUUUUCAAAUUAAAAAUUUAGGACAAUACCACGAUCUGUACAUGGAGACAGACGUGCAUCUUCUCGCAGACGUGUUUGAAAAUUUCCGAAGUCUUUGUCUUGAAAUGUACGGUCUCGAUGCGGCUCAUUUUUACACGGCCCCGGGAUUAGCUUGGCAGGCCGCUCUGAAAAUGACGGGCGUGGAGCUCGAGUUAUUAACAGAUCCGGACAUGCAUCUUUUCGUGGAAAAAGGGCUCAGGGGUGGUAUUGCUAUGAUUUCUAAAAGGUACGCGAAAGCCAAUAUUCCCUAUCUAAACGACUACGAUCCGCAUCAACCUUCAAACUAUCUGAUGUACUUAGAUGCUAACAAUCUGUACGGGUGGGCCAUGAGUCAACCUCUACCAACUCAUGAUUUUUGUUGGCUUACCUCUGACGAGAUAGAGGGGGACACUGGCUAUAUCUUUGAAGUAGAUCUGAAAUAUCCCUCGGAAUUGCAUGACUGCCACAGUGACUAUCCGUUAGCUCCCGAAUCAUUUAAAAUAAAACCAGAGAUGCUUUCACCAUAUCAGAAAGACCUUUUAACUAGGCUUGGAAUGAAAGAUGGCUCUGCCACCAAGUUAGUUCCAAAUCUUUUUGAUAAAGAGAAAUAUGUUGUCCACUACAGAAAUUUGCAACUCUACCUGGCUUUGGGAAUGAGACUGACCAAAGUCCAUCGGGUACUGUCUUUUAAGCAGAGCCCUUGGCUGAAAACUUAUAUCGAUUUCAAUACGACAAUGCGAAAAGGGGCCAAAAACGAGUUUGAGAGAGAUUUUUUCAACCUCAUGAAUAACAGUGUUUUCGGGAAGACCAUGGAAAAUCUGCGGAAAAGGGUGGACAUUCAACUCGUUCACAAGAAGAAAAGACUCUUAAAGCUUUCGGCUAAACCUGGGUUUAAAUCCUUCAAGAUCUUCAACGAAGAUCUUGCUUCUGUAGAGCUUACCAAACAAAAGUUGGUCCUCAACAGACCAAUUUAUGUGGGGUUUUCCAUUUUGGAACUUUCCAAAGUCUUGAUGUACGAUUUCCACUACAAUUACAUCAAGGAAAAGUAUGGUAAUCGCGCCGCUCUCUGCUUUACAGACACAGACUCUUUGUGCUACGACAUAUCCACCGAGGAUGUGUAUGUAGAUAUGAUGGAGAGUCAGCAUUGCUUUGAUUUCAGUGAUUACCCCGUAACACAUUUUCUUCAUAGCAAUGUCAACAAAAAGGUCUUAGGUAAAAUGAAGGAUGAAUGUCAAGGUCAUAUCAUGCGAGAAUUCGUAGGUCUAAAGCCCAAGAUGUACAGUUUCAUUUACGAAAAGAAAAUAGUUCAAAACGAGAACGAAUUUAUUUGUCAAGAAGAAAAGAAAAGAGCCAAGGGCGUGAAAAAGGCAGUCGUGCAAUCGAGCAUACAACACGAAAACUAUAAAAAUUGUCUUUUAAAAAAAGAGUUUCAGAUGGAGUCGAUGGUGACGUUCAGAUCAUUUAACCACCAUAUAUACACUGUUGUUCUAAAUAAAACCAGUCUGAGCCCCUUUGACGAUAAGAGGCACAUUCUUCAGGACGGUAUUCACACCUUAGCUCAUGGUCAUUUUAAGACUUAA